Molecule: messenger RNA, 1814 nt
Organism: Electrophorus electricus (electric eel)
Lineage: Eukaryota; Metazoa; Chordata; Actinopteri; Gymnotiformes; Gymnotidae
Gene: anapc15
Product: anaphase promoting complex subunit 15
Biological process (GO): regulation of mitotic cell cycle spindle assembly checkpoint
Cellular component (GO): anaphase-promoting complex
Source: RefSeq, a predicted model, not a curated record
CAUAAGUAAGUAUGUUUUGAAAAAUAAAGUAAUACGUUAUUCUAUUAACGAAAUAUAAUUGUAAUGCUGUAGGUACUGUGGCUUUGUUCUUGAAAUAUUAUUACUCGCGCGUAAAAAUUAACCUAUAAGAGGAAUACAAACCGGACACCGUGAAAUCAGUGGAACGGAUAUUUGAUUUUCUUUGGGGAAGAAUUACGUGGAAGAACAAACUUCCUUUCAGCUGGAGAAUUUGAAUGUUUGUGUCUUGGACGACACUUGUCUUGCAGGCAUGUCCACUCUCUUCCCCUCUCUGCUUCCGCGAAUGACGGAGUCUCUGUGGUUUAAUUUGGACCGCCCCUGCGUUGAUGAAACCGAGCUGCACCAGCAAGAACAGCAGCAUCAGACCUGGUUACAGAACAUUGCUGAAAAAGACAAUACCCUGACGGCAAUUGGAAGACCCAUCUUUGAGCCGUUUGAUGAGGAGGAAGAGGAGGAUGAUGAAGAUGAGGAGGACAGUGAAGAAGAUUCAGAGGAAGAUGAAGACAUGCAGGACAUGGAUGACAUGAACAUUUACAAUGAGUUUCCUGAUGAUGGAGAGAUCAAUGAGGUUGAUAUGGAGGGAGCAGACCAAGACCAAGACCAGUGGAUGAUCUAGACCUGAACAAUCCAUCUGCUACCCCUGUCUCCCCAGAGACUAGUAUCUUAUGACUCUGGAGAGAGAGACGUGCAUCUGCUCCACCUGGAGGCUGUGCAUGUGUACUGGGCUGAAGAGUUUUUGGUUGUGUGUGUGUGUGUGUUUGAUUUUUUAAAUUUUUUUUUAUUUUUUUUUUUAAACAUCUCUAUAUGGCCGGCUCUUUCAGAGUUGUUUCCUAGCUAGAGGUCUUUGUAAAUCUGGUGAAGGUCAUCUGUCACAAGCUGGAGAUUUCAGUCAUGCCGUUUCAGGAGCUGGAUAUGACUAACCUUUUUAAGAGAGUCAGCAAAGAAUACUUUGAACCGUUAUCUCUCUCUCUCUCUCUCUCCUACACACACAUCACAAGAUCAGGUCUUAUGUUUAGUCUAAUUAUAUUGUAACUGUCAUAGCAUAUCUCAAGGAUGGCUUUCUAGGCCUGUUUUAAAACACACCCAUUCGCCUUUUUAAAGUAAGCUUUUGUCUCAACAAUUUGUCUCAGCAUCUGAAUUUUAAAUGCCUAGCAAUAGAGACAACUACUGAACAAAGGGUGUGUGUGCGUGCGAGAGAGAGAAAAACAAACAGCUGUUUGUGCAGGAGUAUCUGACUGCAGCAUAGCAGUUUAGGGCAUUUAGGAGAUCAGUUUUGAUAGCUUCAUAAACCCUAGUUGAUGCUUGCAUGCCAAGACUGGGAGAGAAAGAGAAACAUAUUUACAGUGUUGACCUAGAUUUUAGUGUGUUCUUUUGUGUCUGACUGGACUUAUAUAAAGCACUGUAAGUGUUAACAGGAGUUGUGCUGUACAAAUGACAGUAAGAGAACUUGCACUGCAUUCUAGAUUGGCCUGCUACCUCAUAGCUCAACAGGCCACACAUAUUUUACAGUUUAUAUUUAGUUAAAGUAAAAGAAGUAUGAAAAAGUCCAACCUGUUUCCUUGCUUACCCUGUUAACACAGUAAAGGAAUACUUCAUCCAUUAAUCCUGCCCUAGGUAGUAUUUUGUGGUUUUCCUUGCAGACUUCCUUGUUUUAGAAUAGUUGCACUGUCAGUGAGAUUAAGUGAACUAAGAAAGCUCCGUCUAGCAUACUGACCUGUAGAAUUUUAAUUUAUAUAAACUUUGUACAGCAUUGUUUAUUUUUACUGGUCUGAAGAAUCAGUGUAUUUGUAAAUAAA